Molecule: messenger RNA, 5765 nt
Organism: Macrobrachium nipponense
Lineage: Eukaryota; Metazoa; Arthropoda; Malacostraca; Decapoda; Palaemonidae
Product: rho family-interacting cell polarization regulator 1-like
Exons: 20
Coding region: 452-3937 (1161 amino acids)
Source: RefSeq, a predicted model, not a curated record
CCCUCACACGAUGUAAACAGUGAUUGUUAGACGAGUGACUGGAAAGGGUUGAUUUCAAGUAUGGUUUGAAUAAAUCGUCAAAAACAGAAAUUGUCGUCGGUGAACAAAAACAAGCUUAAACGAUUAUAAUUAAGAGAGUGGAAGGAAUCGAUUUACCCGAAAAUGCAAUGAUCGCCCUCUGUGGAUUGCCCCAAGUGGAUUUAAAGUGCUAAGUGCCCCCCCCCCUCCUCGCCCCCCCUGAAAAGUGCUAUAUAAAAACCCUGAGACGUACCCCCACCCACCCACCCACCCCGACCCCCUUCAAUAAAGAAGACACUACUCCGCCAAAGUGGAGAAUUCAGCCCCAUCAUCCCCUCCCUCCUCCUCUUCCUCCCCUACCCCAACCAACUCAUGCCUCGCCUCAACCCUCCUUGCUGAAGACGACGCCCACGAGGAGGAGGACCUACCCACCAUGAGGAGCAGCCACCUCAGUCACGCCCACUCACAGGUGCGUCUGGGAGUGGAGUUGUGGGAAGUGGGCGAGCCCUUGGCAGGUGGAGGCGGCGAAGCCGAUCCCAGCGGGGUCGACGUUGAGGGGGUAGGGGGCAGCUUGAACCCCCCGGGAGCAGCUUCCCAGGGGGGUGCAGGCGUCCCCGGCACCACCCGCAGCGACUCUUCCUCCUCCCACAGCAGCGACGACACCUCCUCGUCAGGGGCGUCCUCCUCCUGCUGUUCGUCGUCGGGAGCGGCGCCUCGCCGCCCGUGCUUGCAUGCGGCCCUCUCCGACCCUGGCUACGAGUCCGCCCACCUGCCAGACGACGAGAGGGACGACCCCGACCAUCUCCACCAUCACCACCAUCAUCACCACCACCAUCAUCACCAUCAUCGCCAUCAUCACGACGGCCACCACAGCCACCAGCAGCAGCACCAGCAGCAGCAUUGCCACAGUGGCGGAGGGGGCAUGUCGCUCCGGGAGAGAAGCGAGGGGCGCGAGGGCUCCCCCAUCCACCAGGGCCUCACGCGCUCCCGGUCCUUCGGGGGCCUGCUCACCCACCGGCGCCCCGGGUCGGGGGCAGGGUCGCCUCAGCAGGCAGUAGCAAGGGCCGGAUGGGCCGGACACGGCGUCCUGGGUCAAGCAGGAUCCUCCCCUCGGGAUGUCCGGCGCGUCCUUUCCCUGCCACCGCAUGUCAAGGUGCCCAAAUCCCCCCGGCCCGAAAGGGCAUCCCAGAUCGGCUGCAGCGUGGCCAGGGGCCUCCGGGAGUGCGUGGCCGUGACCCGCCAGGAUCUCGACUCCCUUCAGCAGGCGCAGCAGGACUCCCAGUUGCAUCAGUCACAGGGUCGAUUGUACGAAGCUGAAAAGCAAAUCAAGGCAGCUGAACGAUACCUGAAGAGAAUCGAAUACCACUUGAGCAAGUUGGAGGAUCUGCAAGAUCAGUACCAUCUGCAUCAGAAGUUGAGGGAUGGGGUCAGAACAAUGGCAUAUGCCUACGCCCUUUCCCCAGGGAAGGAGAAGGCGACAGCUCUCAGCAACGUUCGGUCCGGGUAUAAGGAGUGCACAGAAAUCCUUUGUGCUUUGGAAGUACAAAUUGAGCAGCUUAUCGGAACCCUGACUCUAGAAAUGAAAGGAAUUCAAGGUUUCGCUCGCUUGUGUCCUGGAGACGUUUUUGAAGUAACCCUUAAACAUGGCACUCAGAAGUGGAAGUCGCGCGGCCGAGUCUGCAAAGACAAUACUCAGACUUGGGACAACCAAAGAACAGUCAUUAAGGGAUUAAUUGGUGAAAUGUUGUUAAUAAAAGCUGUUGAAGUCAGAGUGCUGGGCAAGACAGUGGUUAUAGGCAACAAAGUCUGUGAAACGAAGGAUCUCUUUUCGCCCCAUCCACAGCUUAUGACAGUCAAUCUCAAUCCCUCGGGUUCUCUAAAACUCAACAUUGUAAUCACUUGGAAUCCACUUGAUGGAGUCAUUGAAGAUAGUUUGGUGAGAACGCCAAGCAUGUCAGCUACUUCACCAGGAAAUAAACGAAGAACGCCAGUACUCCACACUCUUAGUUCUUCUCCUCCCAAUAAUGUAGCAACUGUUCCCUCAGGCAAGGAUAGUGGAUUGUCUCCUGAGUGUGAUCAUGACAGUAGUUUUGGAAGCAUGUCUGCCCGAAGUUCAACAGCAGAUAGUGCCAGCCCUCUCUCUGAAUAUAGGGGUCUUCUCUCUUCACAUGCUGCUCUCUCAACAAGGACUGAUAGUAAUAGCCCUGUUUCUGAUUAUCAAGGUCUCUCUAGGAGAAGUGAUAGCCAGGACUCCAUAUUAUUUGAUGGACGAGAUUCUGCUAGUCCACAGUGUGAUAACACUGGUAAUUUUACGUUAGUGCGUAAGAAGGAAAGUAGGGUUGAACAGUGGGCUAGGUAUUCUCAGUUCAGCAUCUCGCAAGGCUCCAAUAUGGAUAUGAUGUCGAGAUCAUUCUCACACCUUUCGUCUUAUUCGACUGGUCUCUCUCCAGCCAUGUCUCAGUCGUUAUCCCAUCAGUUAGAUAUUUUAGGUACAGAACCUGAGUCCUUUAGAUGGGGUGAUGGCCAGCACUGGGAUGAAACACGUCCUCCUCUAACUCUAAGAGAGGUUGUCAGUCGGUUACGAACAUGCUUAGAGGAUAUACAAGGCCAGUUCCCACAACUGAACACAUUAGAAGAAGCGGUAUUAGAACUUGAUGAUAUGUGCAAAAAUUGUCGAAGCAGAAGAGAUAGCAAUACAUCUGAAAUUAGUUUAUCUGUAGAAUCUGCAUUGGAAUGCUUUGAUUUCCUCAAUGCUGAAUGUGAUGAUGACUUUGAAGAUGAUAAUCCUGAUGAAUGUGAAGAGAAACGAAACAAAGAAGCAAUGGUUGUUAUAACGCCUCCCGCUUUGCCUGAUACUACUCAUUCCCUUGUCACUGGUUCUCCCCAGUUAGACGCAUUCCUUUACAUCCAUCUCAGACAUGCUCUUCAACUUUUGCAGCACUUAGGUUCAUUUGGCCCCUUACGAACUAAAGAGCGCCACUCCAUAAAGUUGUUGGAAGAAGAAGGAAGACUGGUUGCAGGAAUUCUCACCCAUCGGCACAACUUUGAUAGCUUGAAACCUCAACAUUUGAUUACUGUUCCUCAUGUACAGGUACUUUGGGAUUCUGUAGCAGGUGGUGAUGAUUGGUGUGUUCCUGGUCAAGCAGUAGUUUCUGGUCUUCUGCAAGUAGUAUCAUCAUUAGUUGAUCCUUCUGUCCCGGGGCUGGCAAGAAGAGUUUUGGAAGAGAUAGUUCGGACAAUGACAGACAGUGAGGAGUAUGAUGGAAAUGCGAUGGUAACAGUAGGACAUUUUCUUCAUCACUUGCAUAGACCCCUCCAGCACACCGUCCCUUCAACUGCUCAAAGUCUCGUUGUUGCUGAUGAUCUUCUUUCUGCUAAUCCUGCAAAGGUUGAAUCUGCUUUACACCAAAUCAAAGAACCAACAACUCUUCAUAUAAAGAUAAUUGGUCAGUUACUGGCAGGACCUUCUGAACUUCGUCAUGUCACUACAAAUUUCAUAAAUAGUCUUGCACAUAACAAUCAACUAAUGCAUAUGGUUGUAGAGUUAUGCUUACUUCUACUAGAGUCAACUCGAACUAGUGAUCGUGAAGCAGCAACUGUACUUCUUGGAGUACUGGCACCCAUUGUCCCUCCUUCAAGCACCGAGACAAAAGGAGACUCUCAGAAACUUUUAGGUAAUAAAAGUUCCAGUAAAUCUAAGAAACAUUCCCACACUCACAAUGAAAGUGCUCCAGACUGGCCGCAACCUAUUGAGGUUCUGUCGUUCCUGCAGCAAAAUGAUUCCAGUGGAGAAGUUAGAGAAGCUGCAAGGUCUUCUCUUCUGAGUUUAGGAACAGAAGGGCAGACAGCUUUACACCAAGUUCAGCUUUCAUCUCAUGGAUUCCAGGGAAUAGAAGUCAAAGAGAAAACAAAAUUAUAAAAGACUACUUUCUCCAUGAUUCGGGGGUGAUGAGUGGAGGCAUAUUGUUUGGGGAUGACGCAAAAAUGUCGUAGUUUGCAGUUCAUACAGAAAAAGACUGAUUUUUUGUUAAAAUAAAUGAUUAAAGAUGAGAACUGUGCAAUUUAUUUUCUAUAACUUUUCUUUCAGUCAUAUUUUAUUUAAUCUCAAUAUAUCAUGUGUGACAUGGUAAGGAAGGCAGUGCUAAACACAGACUGAAAUGUAUUAAUACUGUGAAGCCUUUAGAAGGCUUGUGAAAAACACCUGCUGUAAUUUAUAACCUUGGCAUUAUUGCACUUUACUCAUACCUCUGCUAUUGUGGGUUAGUUAUGGCAUAACUGUGGCUGUAAUUGUAAUGCUCAUUGUUGCAAUAUUUAAAGGUUUAUCCAUGUCGGCUGUUUAGUAAUGGAUGCUACCAUUGAUAAAGAUUAUUCAAAAGUUUUCACUUGAUUAGCCCAAUAAAGCCAUGCACCCUUUAAAGGGUACAGUUACAUUUGGAACUUGACCAAAUGUGUUUCUAGAUUUCAGUGAAAGGAAAGCUUAUUUGAAUAGCAUCUUUUUUCGAGGUUUUGUGUAUGAAUGAGAGUCAUGAGGAUUUUCUGAAUUCACAGUACAGUAUUAUGUAUCCUGCAUGAGUCUCAGAAUGUUAUUAAUUGUUCUCCCAAGUCCUUGUAUGGUGCAAUAGUUGUUCAAAUCUUCUGGAAAACUUUGGUAUUUACAGGGAUCUUACUUCUGUUGAUAGGACACCUUAAUGUAUGCAAAAAAUAAUACUACAUAUAUACGUAGAUGGAAACCUUUUGGUAUAUAGAAAUUCUUAGUUGAUGGGAAAUAGUAGUGUUUAUCACUUCUCUUGUUGGGGAAUUAUUUGGUAAUUGCAAGAAUCUUAUAUUUGUUGAUGGAUUACUGGUAUGUAUAGGAACUUUACUUCUGUUGCUCAGAGACUCCCAAUAAUCACACAAUUCUUACUUCAGUUAGUGGGAAAUCCUUACAUGCAAGAUUCUUCUCUUGAGUAUAUGUCAUGUUAUCAUGUUAUCUAUGGUAGCCAAUCAUUAAUGGUUGCAAAAUUGUUUGCAUAAAAAAUUCAAUAGCUGAUUUCUGUGAUUCACUUUAGUUGUGCAUAGAGGUGUUUGUAGCAAAUGAGAACACAGUCUCUUUAAUAAGCCAUUUUCACCCAGGCAAAAAAUUAAAGGUGUUUAAUAUCCUCUUCAUUGCUGAAACUAAUACCAUGAUAGUUGAGGAAGAGUUUGUGCACAUGGUGCAUUGCGCUGCUGCCUAGCAAAACUCUGUGCUCAAUAUUUCCUCCUUGUCCCUUUCCACUGGGCUAUGCCUCAUCCCAGAACCAUAAUUUUAUUGGUGUUAUCAUGGUGUCAUCGCAAAAAGUAUACUCUGCCAUUUUUUGUAUAGUGCAUAUGUAAAUCUUUUCUUGUACAAUAAUCAGUCUCUUGUUUUUAUGUUUAUUAGUUUCAGACUUGUCUAGUCCUAUUAAUUGUAAGAUUUCAUAUAUUCUAAUAAUUCCUGCCAUAAAAUUAAAAGGGAAUUAUAAUGUGCUACAGUUAUAAGCUUUUCAUACAUUCAUACAUGAAAUAUUUGGAGAUAAUGGAAUUAACCAUUUGAAUUCAUGAUUUUUGAAAGUUAACGUUAUUGUUCUAUGUUACAUUGUAUAUGUUUAUGUAUGUUUAAUGGUGAAAAAUGCCAUGUUGUCUCUGUACAUAUUGUAUGUUGAUAUGUUUACCCUGUAUAUUGCUUCUCUUCAUAUAUGUCGAUAUAUUGUACACAGUCAAUUCAGAAGUUAAGAAAACUCAUGAAACAA